Penicillium samsonianum is the source of this 1662-nucleotide messenger RNA. RefSeq names its product DEAD/DEAH box helicase. Gene Ontology annotation, molecular function: ATP binding; ATP-dependent chromatin remodeler activity. NCBI's taxonomy places the organism in Eukaryota, Fungi, Ascomycota, Eurotiomycetes, Eurotiales, Aspergillaceae. The coding region runs from base 1 to 1662 and encodes 553 amino acids. The transcript is spliced from 6 exons. The record is from RefSeq and is a predicted model, not a curated record.
AUGCCACAGCCAUCAGCCGGACCCUUUGGGGGUAUCAUUGCAGAUGAGAUGGGUUUGGGAAAGACAUUGACAACGCUAGCGACAAUUAUUACAACUCUCAACCAUGCAGAGGCUACAGUGGUGUCCAAUAAAGAAUUUCCUGAGUUGCCACCAAAACAAAAGACCAUGGCAACAUUGAUCAUUGUCCCCUCAGAAGGUGAAAUCCGAGAUUGCUAUUACAGUCGAGUCGUACCAGGGACCCUGGUGGCCUGCAGAUAUCACGGCCAAUCACGCGAAUCACAAAAUUUGAGCUUUGAACACAAAGACAUAGUGCUGACAACAUACGGUACUGUGACUUCUGAGUUUCGCCUAAAGAGAGGUCUACUUCACAAAACCGACUUUUUCCGUGUGGUACUAGAUGAGGCUCACCACAUACGGUCGAGAUCUGGAAUUCAAUACGCUGCAGUGUGUGGGAUAUCGGCAAGUCGACGCUGGUGCCUGACUGGCACUCCAAUACAAAACAAGCUAGAGGAUCUGGGUGCCCUGGUUUCCUUCCUUCAAUUUCCCUUACUUGGGGAUAAGGAAAUGUUCCGAGUAUACAUCGUCAACCAAUCCUAUCGCAAUAGCCCGACGCGUUUCGACAAUCUCCGUCUAUUACUUGGAUGUAUUUGUCUUCGCAGGACCAAGAAGGUCGGCCACCUUGCGGAACCGAGAGCCGAAAUUCUUUACCUCGAUCUCUCACCCACAGAGGCUCAAGGGUAUAGUUAUAUCGUGGAACACCACAGAACAGCUCUCGAUAAGGCUGUCAGCAGUGGCUCCUCUAUAAACACCAAGAAUAGUGUUUUCCAGGCGCUAAUGCAAUUGAGGAUCUACUGUAAUAAUGGAAUAUGUGGAAGCGAAGACUGCGAAACCCCGGGAAGUCAGGACCUCGAUCUAGACGAAUACUUCCUUUUUCUCCAACAGAAUAACGAAGCCCAGUGUGCAUCUUGCAAUAGAGAAAUUCAACUUCUCAGUGACCUCAAUAUCCCCACCUCGGGAGCUUUUGCACAGUGCCGGCAUUUGCUAUGCAGUCUCUGUGUUACUCUAUCAAAAAGUAGCGUCAUCAUCUGUCCGGGAUGCAAAGACAACACCCUGCCGCUCAUCCCCGCCACCAACUCUUCUCACCAUGAAGACCGACCAACAGCCCUCGCCUCGAACAGAAUUCUAGAUUCGAUGCAUGUUUCAGAACCAUUGUAUUCUACCAAGCUUCAUGCUCUGCUGAACAGAAUUAUGGCGCAACCCUCACAAGAAAAAUGCAUCGUGUUCUCGGCUUGGAAAAAAAGCUUGGACCUUGCCGCUGCAAUGCUACGGGAUAACCAAAUUGGCUAUACUCGAGUCGAUGGCUCAAUUUCAAGCGCUGACCGCCGAAGCGCCCUCACUAUCUUCAACGACGACACUCAAGUGAAUGUAUUACUUAUCACUGUUGGUACAGGAGCUGUUGGAUUGAACCUCACAAGUGCAACCAGGGUACACAUAAUGGAGCCACAAUGGAACCCUAUGGUUGAGCGGCAAGCAAUUGGCCGAGUGGUUCGUCUUGGGCAGACCAAGGAUGUGACUAUAACUCGUUAUAUCAUGAGGGGGACAGUUGAAGAGGUGGCUAUAAAAGGCUUUGAGCAGAAGAGCUCUGGUGAUACUACGAGCUAG